AUGGUGGGGCAGGAUCUCCAUGUGACCAAACCCAUGCGUUUCAAGGUUAGUGCUAUUGGCCUACAGCUUUUUGAACCCUUGCAGCAACAUUGUGCCAUGAGGGGACCAGUGAUCAUGAGUACUCCAGAUCGACAGCUGGUUCAGUUUGAAGAGCGUCUUCGGGCAAUCAUUACUGAAAAUGAUUUGGCGGUCAACUUCUCUUUGGUGAAAGACAUGUGUUACGCAUGCUUUGAGUUGUACUUGCAAGAUGAUGCAACACACGAAAUUCCAAUUUUGGCAGAGUUUGAGGGGGCUUUGCUGCUACUAUCCCUUCGCAGCAACUUUCAUGUGGAUUUGCAUCUUCGACGUGGAGGGAAGGGCAAGAUCCGGGAAUGGGCAAAUUGUGAGGCUCAGCGCUUGAGAAAGCUCUUGACAUACUUGCGAGAUCUCACCAACCGGACAGCUGAAUCCAGGUGUGAUAUGAAUACUCCUUUACAUCAAUAUGUGAAAAGUUCAUUGUAUCGAUUGUUCUUUGUGUUUUUUUUGGAACCCUGGAGGAACGAAAGAGUUCAAGUGCUGAAGAGCAUUGUCACCAGCUUUCGUGCCAUCAAAGCAGAGAAGGUGCUUAAGACAUAUGUAUUUUUGGUUUCCUGCUUGACUGAUAUAGUAUUCUUGCUAGCUGCUAGCUAG
Molecule: messenger RNA, 669 nt
Organism: Durusdinium trenchii
Lineage: Eukaryota; Dinophyceae; Suessiales; Symbiodiniaceae
Source: the annotation of a GenBank genome assembly